UUAAGUGUAAUAUGGAUCGUUAUAAAUAUCACAUCUCAUGAGGUGUUAAAUGUACCUGACUACUAAUAAUUGGUUUGAACUUGACGGCCUUUAGUGUCCAUUUUACAGUUGUAAUUAACUUAGUUCUGCAGUUCAGUACCUAAGUAAAAACAUACCUAACCUAUAGGUUAACCUAAGUUUUACACCCAUCUAGCUUUAACUAUUAUCUAGAGUAGGCCUGCACGGAGUAGAAUAUUUUUAACAUCGAUAAUUCACAUGGCACCAAAAUCUACGUUUACACACAGUAUGAAGCACAAUAAAAAGGCUAAAAAUGUUUUUGAAGAAGAAGACAUUUUAGAAAAUGACGAAGAGGAAGAGUCAGACUGUGAGUCUAAAGUUGAAAGUGAUGAUGAUGAUGAUGACUUCUUAGAUGCUGUCACAGAAGCUUCUUCAAAGAAACGCAAGUUAGAAUCAGAUGGAGAAGAAGAUGAAGACGCAAGUGAAAAUGGAGAGGAAAGUACUGAAAAUACAAAAGUCACCCAAAAGAAGAAGAAGAAAAAGAAGAAAGUGUCUACGGCUGAUAUGAAACCACCCACAGCGGAAGAAAUGAUCCGUUUACGUGAAACAGAAAAUUUAUUCCAUUCAAACUUAUUCAGGAUGCAAAUUGAAGAGAUGUUGAAAGAAGUGAAACCCAAAAAAGUAGAGCGUAAACAAAUUAAACCUUGGCUAGAGAAAAUUAAAGAUUUUCUGAUGAAAGUUGAUGAUUCAGACAAAAUCAAGCUGGAUACAGAAUGCUUAUUGGAUGUAAAAUCUCCUCUACCCAAAAUGCCAAAGGAGGAGGACCGACCCGUCACCCAUUUCUUGAGACCUGUAUCAGCCUCAGUGGUGGGUUCGUACAACUCUGGCUGCUGUCUGGGUCCUUCAUUGUCUGUGGAUAUCACUGUUGAAAUGCCAAAAAAAUGUUUCCUGAAAGAGGACUACCUGAAUGCUCGUUACCACCUCAAGCGAGCUGUGUACUUGGGACACCUCGCUAGACUAUUGCAGACAAGCGAACUUGUAUGUAAGCAGCAAGGUAUAAGCUGGUCUUUGCUCGGAGGAAACCCGUUGUGUCCCAGACUGUUACUGCAUCCUGCCGUGGACAAACUCAAUAAGGUUAACAUUUAUGUAUCAGCAGUUCCUCAGGGAAAUACCUUCAAACUCUCUCGCUUCACUCCAUGUAAAAAUAACAUAAGAGAGUCAUGGCUCACGAAAGGGAAGAAGAAAGAUUGUCAGAUACCGUCACCAGUGUACAAUGCUAGCGUGGUCGGUGAUCUGGUGUUAACUAGUAAUGACGCAGUCCAAGCACAAGUUCUGGAGAACAACAACAACCUGAAAGAUGGUGUGUUGUUGCUGAGGGUGUGGCUGAGACAACGCCAACUUGACACUGGCCUCGGUGGUUUUAGCGGACAUUUGGUUAGUACGCUGGUGACAUCUAUGUUGAUGUCCAGGAAACUCAACUCACUCAUGAGCAGCUACCAGGUGGUACGCAACGUCUGGCUUCUGCUAAGUCAGUCAGACUGGACCAAGGAAGGAUAUAUGAUGAGCUCUACAAAAAAAGAAGAGACCGCUCCAAAAUUACAAGAGUUCCAUGAACAUUUUGAUGUUGUGUUUGUGGAUGCUACAGGCUACUGCAACUUGGCUGCGAGUGUGAAUCGCCUCACAUAUCUCAGGAUUAGACAAGAAGCCAAGUUGGCAGUAGAAUGUCUGGACAAUCCCAACAUGAACAGUUUCCAAGCAUUGUUCAUGACGCCAAUGCCUUUCCUACGCCAGUUUGACCACGUGCUUUGCAUUCAGAAGAAUUGGAAUGUCGUUCAAAGUGUGUUGAAAAAGGAGACAAGCAAAGAAGAGCGGAUGAAACAUUUUGCAACCCCUGACAUGCUGUUGGCUGUCGCUGUAGGAAGACUGCUAGAGAGAGGAGUGGGGGGACGGUUGGCUCACCUGGAGUUUCAACUACCCCCCCUACCACAGUGGGGGGUGGGAGUGGAGGCUCCCCUCAGUGACCUGACUCUUGUGGUGGGACUGAGACUCAACCCAGAAACUGCAUACAGCAUUGUGGAGAAGGGACCUCCUGCUAAUGAGCCACAGGCCGCAAAGUUCCGAGCGCUGUGGGGAGAUCGCUGUGAGCUGCGUAGGUUCCGUGACGGGACGGUGUGCGAGACGGUGGUGUGGCGUGAUCCUGAUGCUCCUCUCUCAUCCCGUCGGCUGGUCACACGUGACAUGGUCACGUAUCUGCUCAUGUCACGACUACAGCUGCGCUCUCAGGACAUCACAUACCAGGCUGACCAACUGGAGACCCUUGUCACUGAGAAACAGUAUGUCCCAGAGUCAUUUCACUGUGGCGCUGGAGAGGAGGCGUGUGCUGCUGUAGUCAGAGCCUGGGACGCCUUGGCUAAGCAGCUGAGGGAGUUGCCUGAGCUACCACUGGAUGUCGCCUCAGUGCAGGGCGUCGCAGCUGCUCUGAGGGCAACCGAUGUGUUCCCACCUCUCCCUGGCCACCACAAGCCUCAGUCACUAACAGGAGUGGAGGCUGCUGAGUGCUUCUUGCUGUCUGACACGUUCAGGCAACCUCCACAUUACGUGGCUCCCAUUGAAGGUGUUGUACAGUUGGGGCUUUCUCGUCAGUGGCCAGAAGACAUCGAAGCAAUCAGGAGAAUCAAGGCUGCGUUUUAUAUUCAAAUUGCCAAAACGAUGUUAGAGAAGUAUGAUGUCCAAACUCAGGCAUUCUCAGACUACGUACACAUAUUUAAGGAAGGGUUUGUAUUCCGGGUGAGGAUUGUGUACCCACGAGAAGUAUCUCUCCUGAAGGCGACAACCACUCCAGACGGGAAGCUCUGUUACCGGGAUACUCCUGAGUCCCUGGCACUAGAGAGAGAUUACUUACAUCUACCUAAACUGACUGGAGCACUCCACGGGUUGCAGCAGCAGUUCCCAGCGUACAGUGUGACAUGUAGGCUGGCCAAGAGGUGGCUCUGCUGUCAACUGUUAGAUGCCUCUCACGUACCUGAGGUGGUUGUAGAGCUGCUGGUGGCGUCUCUGUUCCUCUCCCCUGAGUUGCAGCAGCAGUUCCCAGCGUACAGUGUGACAUGUAGGCUGGCCAAGAGGUGGCUCUGCUGUCAACUGUUAGAUGCCUCUCAUGUACCUGAGGUGGUUGUAGAGCUGCUGGUGGCGUCUCUGUUCCUCUCCCCUGUGUUGCAGCAGCAGUUCCCAGCGUACAGUGUGACAUGUAGGCUGGCCAAGAGGUGGCUCUGCUGUCAACUGUUAGAUGCCUCUCACGUACCUGAGGUGGUUGUAGAGCUGCUGGUGGCGUCUCUGUUGCAGCAGCAGUUCCCAGCGUACAGUGUGACAUGUAGGCUGGCCAAGAGGUGGCUCUGCUGUCAACUGUUAGAUGCCUCUCACGUACCUGAGGUGGUUGUAGAGCUGCUGGUGGCGUCUCUGUUCCUCUCCCCUGUGUUGCAGCAGCAGUUCCCAGCGUACAGUGUGACAUGUAGGCUGGCCAAGAGGUGGCUCUGCUGUCAACUGUUAGAUGCCUCUCAUGUACCUGAGGUGGUUGUAGAGCUGCUGGUGGCGUCUCUGUUGCAGCAGCAGUUCCCAGCGUACAGUGUGACAUGUAGGCUGGCCAAGAGGUGGCUCUGCUGUCAACUGUUAGAUGCCUCUCAUGUACCUGAGGUGGUUGUAGAGCUGCUGGUGGCGUCUCUGUUCCUCUCCCCUGUGUUGCAGCAGCAGUUCCCAGCGUACAGUGUGACAUGUAGGCUGGCCAAGAGGUGGCUCUGCUGUCAACUGUUAGAUGCCUCUCAUGUACCUGAGGUGGUUGUAGAGCUGCUCGUGGCAUCUCUAUUCCUCUCCCCUGAGCCGUUCCGAACUCUGACACAACCUCAGCCGAUGUUCCUCAGGUUCCUUCACCUCCUGGCCCACACCAACUGGCAUCUGGAGCCUGUCAUUGUUAACUUCAAUGGUGACUUGAAACGUGAGGACCUGGUGGAGAUAGAGUCAGUGUUCCGCAGUGACAGGUCGUCUCUGCCGCCCCUGUUCAUAGCUACUCAGUAUGACCGUGGAGGUUCUGUGUUCACCCGUGACGCCCCCUCACUGCCUGUACUGGCCCGGACAGCAGACCUGGCACGACAGGCUCUCUCUGUCUUGGAGACCCAACUGCUGCAACACACUGCCGAGGAGGAGUACAAGAUGGCAUUCCGCCCUCCCUUAGAGCUGUACGACGCCCUGAUAAGACUAAAGCCACUCCAGUGUCCUCGUAUGGUUCACUCUCUGGACUACAAUGUCAAGGAACCUGUCACUCUGAAGGUGCCUAAGGUCCGCAAGAAGAUUCCUGUUGUUGGUUUUGAUCCACCUCAGUUAUAUCUGCAGGAGUUGCGGGAAAGCUACAGUGACUAUGCUCUUUUCUUCCACGAUACUUAUGGUGGAUCAAUGAUUGGAGUUCUUUUCAAACCUUCUGUCUUUGAAAAACACGAGUUUAAGGUAAGUCAAGUCAACUGCAGAAAGCCUGUAAAAGAAGACAAGAAGCAGCUGCUUGCCCUCAACUUUGAUGCUAUCAUUGAAGAUUUCUACAUAAUAGGCAAAGGACUUGUGAAAUCUAUUGAACUCAGCCAAAAGUAUUCUCGAUAGCCAUAUCUGUUUUGUCUCUAUUUUGUACAUUUUAUAAUUAAAUGUAUUUUAUUAGUUGAUUCACA
This is a messenger RNA of Macrosteles quadrilineatus (aster leafhopper), 4700 nucleotides long. RefSeq names its product nucleolar protein 6-like. The record is from RefSeq and is a predicted model, not a curated record. The transcript is spliced from 26 exons. Gene Ontology annotation, biological process: tRNA export from nucleus; rRNA processing. NCBI's taxonomy places the organism in Eukaryota, Metazoa, Arthropoda, Insecta, Hemiptera, Cicadellidae. The coding region runs from base 256 to 4635 and encodes 1459 amino acids. Gene Ontology annotation, cellular component: UTP-C complex; CURI complex; small-subunit processome.